Penicillium soppii is the source of this 762-nucleotide messenger RNA. Its product is annotated as sterol desaturase family protein. The record is from RefSeq and is a predicted model, not a curated record. Gene Ontology annotation, biological process: ergosterol biosynthetic process. Bases 1 to 762 code for a protein of 253 amino acids. Lineage: Eukaryota; Fungi; Ascomycota; Eurotiomycetes; Eurotiales; Aspergillaceae. The transcript has a single exon. Gene Ontology annotation, molecular function: C-4 methylsterol oxidase activity; iron ion binding.
AUGGAGACAUUGCAAAGCUCUCUGGCUCAAGCCACAGCCUUCUGGACAAAUAUUGUGACGAACAACUCGCCCCAGAAAAUCGAAUUUGUCGGAACACUCGUGAUUCAAAUCCUUUUCUUCUGGAUCCCAUCAAUCAUCUACCUAUCCCUCGAUGUAAUCGCACCCUCAUUCUCCCAACGCCACAAAAUCCAACCAGCACCCAAACAGCCAACCCGCGCAGAAAUAUUCCGCUGUUUCAUAGUCGUCGCGCAAAAUCAGCUUCUCUCAUCAAUUCUGCACAUAGCAUUACUGUGCUUAGCCAGCCGCUCAUCAUACCGAAUCGAAGUCUCACUGCCCAAUUUCCCUGAGAUCGUCCGCGAUUUCCUCCUCAGCCUGUUAAUGCGAGAAGCUCUCUUCUACUACAGCCACAGACUGUUGCAUAUACCAUAUCUGUAUGUGCGCAUCCAUAAAAAGCAUCAUCGUUUCACAGCGCCGAUUGCGCUAGCUGCACAGUUCGCACAUCCCAUUGAGCAGAUCUUCGCAAAUGCGUUGCCUAUCUCGCUUCCGCCCCAGUUGCUGCACAGUCAUGUGUUGACUUUUUGGAUUUUCCUCGCCUGGGAGUUGUUCAACACGGUCACUGUGCACAGUGGGUAUGACUUCUUCCGUAAUAAGGCCAAGAUGCAUGAUUUGCAUCACGAGAAGUUCAAUUUGAACUAUGGGUCCGUGGGGCUGUUGGAUUGGGUGCAUGGAACUGAUAAGUUGGAGAAGAAACGGAAGGAGUAA